Molecule: messenger RNA, 1077 nt
Organism: Rubroshorea leprosula
Lineage: Eukaryota; Viridiplantae; Streptophyta; Magnoliopsida; Malvales; Dipterocarpaceae
Source: the annotation of a GenBank genome assembly
UUCGCUGUGAGGACUCCGUCGGUUAGUCCAAUUGUCUGCAUUUAAUUCUGACCUCUUUUCUUAACUCCACCUCGGUCGCCUAUCUCAAUCGGAGGAAAGCAAAUGGAGAAGGAGAAAAUGAAGGAGUGUGAGGAGGAAACAGAAAUGGAGUUCGAAAACAGCCAAGAGAAGAUAGGAAUCAGCGAUGAGAUUGAGCGGAGCAAAGUCGGCAUUAUGAGAGCCCUCGUUGAAAGGGAAAAUCCAUCCGCCAAGGAAGUGGAUGAUUUUAUGAUCAGGAGAUUUCUGCGUGCUAGGGAUCUAGAUAUAGAGAAGGCAUCCACAAUGUUUCUGAAGUACCUGAGCUGGAAACAAACAUUUGUUCCAAAUGGUUACAUUUCUGAAUCUGAAAUUUCCACUCAGCUCUCACAUAACAAGUUCUUUAUGCAAGGUCUGGAUAAGCAGGGACGCCCAAUGGCUGUUGUCUUUGGUAACAGACAUAAGCCUGGGGGUAAAGGAAGUCUGGAGGAGUUCAAGCGCUUUGCUGUUUAUUGUCUAGACAAAAUAUGCACGAGAAUGACAAGAGGACAGGAAAAGUUUGUGGGUAUUGCUGAUCUUGAAGGAUGGGGAUAUUCUAACAGUGAUAUUCGUGGAUACCUUGCAGUUCUAUCAAUCUUGCAGGACUGUUACCCAGAGAGGCUGGGCAAAUUAUAUAUAGUUCAUGUGCCUUACAUAUUCAUGACUGCAUGGAAGGUUAUUUACCCAUUUAUUGACAGCAAAACUAAGAAGAAGAUAGUUUUUGUUGAAAACAAGAAACUGAAAUCAACUCUGCUUGGUGAUAUUGAUGAGAGCCAGCUCCCAGAUAUAUAUGGAGGCGAACUGCCAUUGAUUCCUAUACGGGACUGCUAACUAGUUUCUUUAGUUUCACCUGAUGCCAUUAGAAUUUUAGGCAUAGCUGGGAACUAUUACCUGUAUAGGUUUGAAAUGAAUGUAUUUUACAUCUGCCCAUUGAACUUGAAGGCGACUCAUCUCUCACACACAAACUAUUGAUAUCAUAAAUGCGUGUGUCCUCUUGAAAACCAAUAAAAUUUUAGUUAAUCU